Messenger RNA from Trypanosoma cruzi, 1353 nucleotides. RefSeq names its product aquaporin-like protein, putative. The transcript has a single exon. The coding region runs from base 1 to 1353 and encodes 450 amino acids. Gene Ontology annotation, cellular component: plasma membrane. Gene Ontology annotation, biological process: transmembrane transport. Gene Ontology annotation, molecular function: water channel activity. The record is from RefSeq and is a predicted model, not a curated record. NCBI's taxonomy places the organism in Eukaryota, Euglenozoa, Kinetoplastea, Trypanosomatida, Trypanosomatidae.
AUGUUUUUUGUGUGUUUGUUGCCUUCUUUUUUUUUAUUGUCUUUGCGGGAGAUCAACGCGAUGCCAAAGAGUGAUUCAUCACCCGCCCUUGAGAAGCCACGGUCCACCACCCCGCAGCCCGCCGAACCGGAAGCCUCCAAUAAAAACAAAUACACGGAUCCAUUGGAUCUCGAAGAUAAUGAAAUAGAGACCGUGGAGAUGUCAACUAAAACGCAAGCCGCUGUCCAUUUGCCGCCUCGGACACUGCAGCAAGAAUCACCGGAGGCGUGUACGGCUCACGGUGCAAAUACGGUGCAUGCGCUGGCAGCAGGAGUACCAGCUUACUCCGGCGGGGAGGAAAAUGAUCAGAACCCCUUUCACAAGGGGAAAAGGGAGAUUUCUACGACGUCACAACUUACAACAAGUGCUAGCGCGAUCCAAGACUCAGCCACGGAACCGGAUGGGAAAAAGUUCUUCAUUUCAGUAGAGGUUACAUCUGAUGGCGUCACACGACUGGAGGAACUUGACCCGCGGGAACUUGCACGUUUGUAUGCACAACAACAAGCUGCCCUUCGUUCUAUUUCCGGGGAGUUUGAUAUUUUAUAUGUACCUGAUUGGGUCCGCCUCCACCCUUUGCUGGGAUCCUACGUGGCAGAAGCAUUUGGAACUUUUGCCUGCGUGCUCACUCUUUCUCUUGUCAGCGUUCGUAAUCAAAGUCUUUUUGAUAGGAGUAAUGAUACUAACAUGACUGCUCUUCCGAUUGGAUUUAUGUUCAUGUGCAUGGUGUUUACUUUUGGCUACAUUUCUGGCGGCCACUUUAACCCCGCCGUCACAAUGGCUGUGUUUCUCGUACGAAAGUUGGAUUUUGUGCGAGCCGUGGGUUACACAAUUUGCCAAACUGGGGCGUCCCUUGGCGCCGGGCUUGUGGCUAUGGCAAUUCAAGGAGGCACGGACAUAUUUGUGCCGUACGUAGAUAAGGCUUAUGUCUCUUCUGGUAUAUUCUCAGAGCUCAUAUUUACUUUUGCUAUCGCAACGGUGGUGCUGAAUGUGGCGUACUCCCGGCAGAGCGGGAAUUUUUUCUACGGUUUUGCUAUUGGAAUGACUGUCGCCGCCGGUUCUGCAUCUGUGGGACGAAUUUCUGGCGGUGCCUUUAAUCCUGCCGCCGCCACGGGCCUGCAGUUGGCACUUUGCCUCACCGGUAACUGCGAACCCUUGGCGUCUUUUUGGAUCUACUGGAUGGCGCCACUUGUUGGCUCUGCACUAGCUGCCUUGCUGUACGCGAAUCUCUCACAACCAGAAAACACCCGGGCUCUUACAGAUGCUGCGGUGCUGCGGGCGGACUCGGCCGCAAACGGUGUGGCUCCGGUGCAAUAG